AUGGUCACAAAAGAAAAUGUACAGGUGUUGUUACCCGCCGCAAACUUCUUACAGUUAGAUUACGUAAUUGGUGUAUGUGCUGAGUUUUUACAAAAACAACUGAAUCCAUCAAAUUGUCUUAUAAUCAGAGCGUUUGCUGACUUACAUAACUGUACUGAUUUGUUGUCAAUUUCCGAAGCAUAUAUUAAACAAAAUUUUUUAGAAGUAGCUAAAGGCGAAGAUUUUCUAUCCUUAUCUACUGAAGAUUUGGUGAAGCUUAUUUCCUCUAAUGACCUUGCUGUUCCAUUUGAAGAAAAAGUAUUUGAAUGUGUUAUCAAAUGGGUAAAACAUGAUUCAGAUCAUAGAAUAGAUUUUUUGCCAAAACUAAUGGAACAUGUACGUUUGCCAUUAUUAGCAUCAAGGCCUGAUGUAUUAAAUAAUGUAGUCGAAGAACCUCUUCUGAAGAAUAGUCCUAAAUAUAAAGAUUAUGUGUUUGAAGCUAUACGAUUUAAUCUACUUAAGUCAGUUCAACAUUUCACCAUUCCACAAACAAUUCGGUGUAAACCUAGGCAGUUUGGUGAUUCAAAAAAGGUUCUUCUAAUGUUCAAUGAGUCUAAUACAUCGCCAGAGUGUUAUACUGAAUGGUAUGACCCAGCAACCAAGCUAAGAGAGAAUGCACCAGGAAUAAAUGAAUGUCGGAGGAAUGCUGGUUUUGGUGUGAUAAAUGAUCAAUUUGUGUUUGCUGUGGGAGGUGUAAAUGAAUCGAGGUCUACAUCUGUUAGUAUGCUUGACGUAUCUUCACAAUCACCGUCAUGGGUUCCAAUGGCUGACAUGUUAUUUAGUAGAAUGUAUUCGGGAGUUGGUGUAUUGGAUGAUUGUAUAUAUGCAGUUGGCGGAUGUGAAAGCAAUAGUAUUUUCAAAAGUGUAGAGGUUUUUGAUGUCAUUACCCAAAAAUGGAGAAUAGUGUCUAGUAUGACAAUUGAGAGAAGUGGAUUGGGCGUUGGUGUACUCAAUAAUCGUCUAUACGCUGUUGGAGGUUGUAAUGGUUACCAUAACCAUUUGAAAUCUGUUGAAUAUUAUGAUCCCACACUUGACAUAUGGACUCCGGUUGCAGAAAUGUCUGAGUGUCGUCAAGGUGUUGGUGUAGGGGUUUUGGAUGGUCUUAUGUACGCAAUAGGUGGCUUUAAUGGAAAGUUGCUUAAAAGUGUUGAGGUUUAUAGACCGAGUGAUGGAGUUUGGUCUUCUAUAGCUGAUAUGAAUUUAUGCCGAUUUUGCCCUGGAGUAGCCGUAUUAGAUGGUUUAUUAACCAUACGACAUAAAAUCUCUUAUAUUAUAAAACGAGGUUAG
Molecule: messenger RNA, 1326 nt
Organism: Macrosiphum euphorbiae (potato aphid)
Lineage: Eukaryota; Metazoa; Arthropoda; Insecta; Hemiptera; Aphididae
Source: the annotation of a GenBank genome assembly